AUGGCAGAUAGCGAGUUGGCGCCCAAGUUUGCCCCGUUCUUUUCCUUCGCCGGCAUUGCCGCUGCAAUGGUCUUCGGGUGUGCUGGAGCCGCAUACGGCACAGCCAAGGCAGGCAUUGGCAUUGCGGGUGUCGGAACUUUCCGACCUGAUCUGAUCAUGAAGGCAAGAAUACUGGUGUCCCUGAUUCCCGUCGUCAUGUCCGGUAUUAUCGCCGUCUACGGACUCGUCAUUGCAGUCCUGAUCGCAGGAGCUCUGAACCCGGCAUCGACAAUGAGUUUAUACACUUCGUUCAUGCAUCUCGCAGCUGGUCUGUCCGUCGGUCUCUCCGGUGUGGCCGCCGGCUACACUAUUGGCAUUGUCGGUGACGCGGGCGUCCGGGCGUACAUGCAACAAUCUCGGGUCUAUGUGGGCAUGAUUCUGAUUCUGAUUUUCGGCGAAGUUCUUGGUUUGUACGGUUUGAUCGUCGGCUUGAUCUUGAACUCGAAGUCUUGA
Messenger RNA from Penicillium atrosanguineum, 492 nucleotides. Its product is annotated as V-type proton ATPase proteolipid subunit. Gene Ontology annotation, biological process: proton transmembrane transport. Lineage: Eukaryota; Fungi; Ascomycota; Eurotiomycetes; Eurotiales; Aspergillaceae. Gene Ontology annotation, molecular function: proton-transporting ATPase activity, rotational mechanism. The record is from RefSeq and is a predicted model, not a curated record. The coding region runs from base 1 to 492 and encodes 163 amino acids. The transcript has 8 exons. Gene Ontology annotation, cellular component: proton-transporting V-type ATPase, V0 domain.